This is a messenger RNA of Rana temporaria (common frog), 1704 nucleotides long. It is a transcript of the gene KHDRBS1, whose product is annotated as KH RNA binding domain containing, signal transduction associated 1. The transcript is spliced from 9 exons. Gene Ontology annotation, biological process: regulation of alternative mRNA splicing, via spliceosome. Lineage: Eukaryota; Metazoa; Chordata; Amphibia; Anura; Ranidae. The coding region runs from base 127 to 1185 and encodes 352 amino acids. Gene Ontology annotation, molecular function: mRNA binding; poly(A) binding. Gene Ontology annotation, cellular component: nucleus. The record is from RefSeq and is a predicted model, not a curated record.
UGGGCGGGUCUUAGCCGUUUCUUUUUAUCUAGGGAGGCGCAUUCGUUGGGCCCUGAGAACGAGUCGGUGAGAGCUCUAGGACGUACGUUAGAGGACAGAGCGGAAGAAAAAAAAAUUGCUAUCAACAUGGAGUCCGAGACCAAGUAUUUACCCGAGCUGAUGGCGGAGAAGGACAGCCUGGACCCGUCCUUUACACACGCCAUGAGCCUGCUCUCUAGCGAAAUUGAAAGGCUGAAGAAGGGAGGUGAUGCGAAAGGAAAGGAAGAUGGAGACCCUUACCUAGACUUGUUCUCCCAUAAGAACAUGAAGCUGAAGGAGCGUGUUUUGAUUCCAGUUAAAUUGUAUCCUAAGUUUAAUUUUGUUGGCAAGAUCCUGGGACCACAAGGAAACACAAUCAAGAGGCUGCAAGAGGAGACUGGAGCUAAAAUUUCAGUGCUGGGCAAAGGAUCCAUGAGGGACAAAGCAAAGGAGGAAGAACUCCGGAAAGGACUUGAUCCAAAAUACAGCCACUUGAACAUGGAUCUGCAUGUUUUCAUUGAAGUCUUUGGUCCACCUUGUGGGGCAUAUUCACGGAUGUCACAUGCCAUGGAGGAGGUCCAUAAGUUUUUAGUUCCACAGGAUACGAUGGAUGAUAUUUGCCAAGACCAAUUCAUGGAAAUGUCCUACUUGAAUGGCGCUCCUCCAGAACAAGGUCGUGGUGGUGGGAGAGGAGGACCCUCCCGUGGCAGAGGUGGUCCACCCCCUUCUGCUGUAGCUCCACAAGCAAGAGGCAGAGCUGGUCCUCUGCGCUCCCUUGUUCCUAGGGGAGCUCCUGGGCGUGGAGCUAUAACUCGUGGUGGAAGUGUAACCCGAAGUGUGGCUCCCACACCUGCAAGCAGGGGUGCACCUUCUGGAAGAGCUCGUGGUGGAUCUCUUCAGAGGAUUUCUUUGCCACCUCAAGCCCCAGAACCCUAUGAUGACUAUGGUUAUGAAGACACCUAUGGGGAACCAAGCUAUGAAGGUUAUGAGGGUUAUUACAACCAGAGCCAGGGAGAAACCGAGUAUUAUGAUUAUGCGCAUGGUGAGAGCCUAGAAUCAUAUGACGGCUAUGGGCAAGACAACUGGAAUGGAUCCCGACCAUCCCUGAAGGUUCCUCCUGCUGCUAAAGGCAGUAGCUACAGAGAUCACCCAUACAGACGCUUCUAAGACUGCUACUCUUCCAAACAAUUAUUACUGAUAUGUUGUGUCCCAGGACUUCUGUUCCUUAACCCACAGCACAAGUAAUUUCUCUGUACUCCGUGACUCCUUUCACUCUCCCCUUUUGAUCCCUUAACCCAUCCCAAAAUCCUCCUUUAUAAGACCGAUCUUUAAAAUGGGAGGAAAAUAAAAACGAUCCACCUGUGAAUAUUUAGAACCAUUUUUACGUUCAUUGUUUAAAAAUAAACAAAAACCCUUAAAAACAUAAAUGCUUUUCAUGCAAAAAAAGAGCAAGUAAAAUAGUAUUUUAAGUGACUUUUGUUACAAAACUGAGGAUUUCUAACAAAACGUUCAUUCGAUGUUAGCUGUAGAUUCUGUCCUGAAGCAAGCUGCAUUUCAAUAUUCCAUUUUUUUUUUAUUAUGAGUUAGCGCAAUUAGCUGUAAUAUUGUAUGCUGUUUAAAAACCCAGGCUUUGACUUUGUAAUUAAAAUCCGCUUUGUUUUAUGUUAUUAAACCUUAUGGACAAAU